Sturnus vulgaris (Common starling) is the source of this 3588-nucleotide messenger RNA. Lineage: Eukaryota; Metazoa; Chordata; Aves; Passeriformes; Sturnidae. The record is from RefSeq and is a predicted model, not a curated record.
UAAUACUUCUACUAAUUAAUUAAAACUUCAGGCUCACGUCCCUGCAGUCACUGGUGUCACCAAGCUGAGCAGGGAUGCUGGAGCAGAGCUGUGGAACCCAGGCAAAGCAGCCCCUGCUUCUGGCCAUGGGGCUGGGGGGGAGUUGUGCUCAGUGCAGUGUUUGGUUGCUUUCUAGGAUGAAGAUAUCCAAGUGGAGGUGGAGCAGCAUCUCCAUCAGUGCUCAGUCGCAGCUCAAAGGCACCCUGGCCCUUCUUCUUGUGGGCAACGCUGUCUUUGUCAUAGCUCAGGACCUGACACAGACGUCCAACAGCCUGGAGGAGGGGUCAGAUGUCACUGCUUACUGGUGGGGAGAGUGGACCAAGUGGACAGCGUGCACCAGGACCUGCGGGGGAGGUGUCAAAUCCCAGGAGAGGCACUGCCUGAGGCAGAGAAGGAAGUCAGUGAGUGGGCUGGCUAAUAAAACUUGCACUGGAACAUCCAAAAGAUACCAGCUCUGCAAAGUCCAAGAGUGCCCUGUGAACGGAAGGAGCUUUCGAGAGGAGCAGUGUUCAUCAUUUAACUCCCAUGUGUAUAAUGGCAGAACGUAUCAAUGGAAACCUUUAUAUCCUGAUGACUAUGUUCACAUUUCUAGCAAGCCCUGUGACCUUCAUUGCACCACUGUGGAUGGUCAGAGACAGUUAAUGGUUCAGGCCAGGGAUGGAACAUCCUGCAAAUACACGGAUUUCCGAGGGGUUUGCGUGUCUGGAAAAUGUGAGCCCAUUGGCUGUGAUGGCAUUCUCUUUUCCACCCACACCUUGGAUAAAUGUGGAGUUUGCCAAGGAGAUGGGAGCAGCUGCACCCACGUAACCGGCAGUUACCGGAAAGGAAAUUCUCAUCUUGGCUAUUCCCUGGUAACGCACAUUCCCGCCGGAGCCAGGGAUAUCCAGAUAGUGGAACGGAAAAAGUCUGCAGAUGUUCUGGCUGUGGCUGAUGAAGCUGGGUACUAUUUCUUCAAUGGGAACUAUAAAGUGGACAGCCCAAAGAACUUCAACAUUGCAGGCACGGUGUUCAAGUACCGCCGGCCCAUGGAUGUGUACGAGACUGGGAUCGAGUACAUUGUUGCCCAGGGACCCACAAAUCAAGGGCUGAACAUAAUGGUCUGGAAUCAAAAUGGCAAGAACCCGUCCAUCACAUUUGAAUACACUCUCCUGAGGAAGCCACACUCAAAAAAUCUGCAGCCCAUCUACUACACCUUCUCUGAGUCGGAGAGCGAGGAGAGCCGUGAGUUCGAUGGAGAUGUGCCCUUGGGCUUUAUCCAGCACAAUGCAACCUAUUUUGGGAAAAUCUCCAGGGAAAGGAUAGACUUGGAGAACCAGGUGUUUGGAAGGCAGGACACGGAGGAAGAUUUAAACUUGAGCAAAGGUCAGGAAACCAAUGAGGUCUAUGAAAGAGCAGAAACAAUUGACUGUGAGCCAAAACUGAAGGGCAAACAACCCCAAGAUUCAAACGUAACCAGGUCUACUUACCAGACAGACCAUGACGAGCCCAGGCUCAGCUCCAGGGAGUUCCUUCUGGAGAAUGCCAUCACGGACAAGCUGCUGGGCAAGACCUCAGACUCCAAGGAGCUGCUGCUCAACGUGACCAUGAACAGCAUCUUCGCCCAGGGGGACCCAAUCAACUCGGUGGGGUCACCCAUGGACAGUCUCUACGUGGACUACGAGGACAGCGAUGGCCUCGUCACCUACUCCCUCAACAGCACCUACAUGGAGCUGAGCAAUGGCAAAGCCACCAACACCUCUGCAGAGACAGCCUUCUCAAAUGCCACUGUCACCGUGGGCAGCCCUCAAGGGAACAGAACCCACAAAGCAAGAAACAGAUUGAAGUUGUUAAGAAAGGGCCAAGGUGUGAGUGCUGCUGACAUGUACAGGUGGAAGCUUUCCUCCCAUGAACCCUGCAGCUCUACAUGCACCACAGGAGUGAUGUCCACAUAUGCCAUGUGUGUUCGCUAUGAUGGGAUCGAGGUGGACGACACCUACUGUGAUGCCAUGACCCGGCCCGAGCCCAUCCAUGAGUUCUGUGCUGGGAGAGAGUGCCAGCCAAGGUACCACCUGCACAGGGCACUCCUGCGCUCUCUGUGCUUUCUCUGCCCUGGAUGUCCUGUCCCCUCCCGGCAGUGCUCGGCUCGCUGCGGGGAGCGCAGCGUGGUGACAAGGGACAUCCGCUGCUCCGAGGACGAGAAGCUCUGCGAUGCCAGCGCCCGGCCCCUGGCCGAGAAGAACUGCACGGGGCCACCGUGUGACCGGCAGUGGACAGUGUCCGACUGGGGACCGUGCAGCGGUGGCUGCGGGCAGGGCAGGAUGAUCCGGCACGUGUACUGCAAAACCAGCGACGGGCGCGUGGUGCCCGAGUCCCAGUGCAACCUGGACACCAAACCCCUGGCCAUCCACCCCUGCGGGGACAAGAACUGCCCCUCUCACUGGCUGGCACAGGACUGGGAGCGGUGCAACACGACGUGUGGCCGGGGUGUGAAGAAGAGGAUCGUGCUCUGCCUGGAGAUUGUCAAUGGCAAGAUCAAGACCCGCAGCCCCUCUGACUGUGACAUGGCCAAGAAGCCCGUGGAGGAGAGCACGUGUUUCGAGAGGCCCUGCUUCAAGUGGUACACGACCCCCUGGUCCGAGUGCACAAAAACCUGCGGGAUCGGCGUGAGGAUGCGGGAUGUGAAGUGCUACCAAGGCAAGGACAUCGUGCGGGGCUGUGACCCGCUGGUGAAGCCCGUGGGCAAACAGACCUGUGACCUGCAGCCCUGCCCCACUGAGCCCCCAGACGACAGCUGCCAGGACCAGGCAGGAACCAACUGUGCCUUGGCCAUCAAGGUGAACCUUUGCAGCCACUGGUACUACAGCAAAGCCUGCUGCCGCUCCUGCCGUGCACCCCACUCCUAGGGCAGGGCUGCCCCAGCCAGGGCUCCACCUGCCACACGGCCCACCCAUCCCACAGCUGCUCACAAGGAUGCUUUUGGCCUGGUUUUUGUGUCCCCACCGAAGCAGAGCUCCUCUGCUGGUGCCGAGCAGAGGGACGGCGCUGCUGGACGUGGGAUCAGAGCUGUACAUAAAGUCGUGUAUAUUUGAUUCCCCCCUCCCAAAAUCCAGCUACGCCCAAGGUCUUGUCCUUUGGUUUCCUCCCUCGGUGUGAGGUUGGGGUUGGUGUGAACUCUGGGAAGUGCAAGUUUCCCUUCACAAAAUGGGGUUGGUGCCUCUCUCCUGAUUUAUCCCGAGACCUGCGUGCCCUCGUUAGCUGAAUUAACGUGGUGGGAAGCUGAUCCUCGUUUGUUAAAUGAACUCAAGCCCUUUUUUGUAAUAUGUAGGUGUAUACUUUUUCAGAGAAUUUUAUCUUAUAAUCAAAUGUUAGUUUCAUAGUCCUUACAACACCCCCCCCUCCCCCAAUGCUGACAUAUUGUAUAUAAUAUGGAAACAUAACUGCACUUUAUAUCACAAAAAAGACGUGCUCUUUUUUUAAUAUAUUUGUUUACAGACAGUGAACUUUAUCCAUAUAAUCAUUAAUUUGUACUCAUAUGUAUAUUUUAAUAAAGUUGUCAUAUUUAUGGUGGUA